GAAGGCUGCUGCCUACACAGUGACAGUACCCACAUUUACUGCUGAGCCUGAGUGAAUCUGCAAGCGUAUGGAGACGAGAUGACCACAGCCACAAAUCACUCCAGAUCCACAAUAAUACUUGCUGCUUCUCUCCUUCGUCUCUCGCUCUCUGCGGCGACUUUUAGAGGUGGUCGCCUCCCAAUCUGCGACGGCGACGGCGACGGCUCCAAAGAGUUGGAUCUGUUGAACACUCUCGCUCAGCAGAGGGAUUUGCUAACCGGAGGUGCAGAGUUGCUGUGUAGUGUUGAAUGUGCUCUUCUUCAACUUGUGCCACCUGAGAACGGUUUUGUUUCCAUUACAGCCAUAUGUGUAGAUCCAGAGCAAGGAGAGGAACUGGAUCUAUUCUCCACUAGUUCAUCUUGGGUAGCUGUUGCAAAGGAUUCUGCAAAUUGGAUUUGAAGGAGCUGAUAUUCAGGAAGUUCAACCCAAGGACAAAUAAAGGAUUGUGAUAUGGAGGCUGCUGCUCGGGCAUUGACCCCUGUCCUCCGUAAGCUCGGUGAGCUGCUCGCCAAAGAAUACAACCUGGAGAACCGAGUAAAGAAAGGUGUACAGUCACUCCUUAUAGAGCUGGAGAUGAUGCACGCCGUACUUCGUGAGGUUGGCAAGGUGCCGCCGGAUCAGCUCCAGGAGCCGGUUCGGAUUUGGGCUGGCAAGGUGAGAGACCUGUCUUGUGACAUGGAAGACGCUGUUGACGACUUCCUGGUGCGUGUGGGUGAGGGUUCAGGCAGUAAGCCAACGGACAUGAGGAGUCGAGUCAAUAAGUUCCUCAAGAAGAUCACCACAUUAUUUGGUAAGGGCAAAGCACUUCAUCAAAUCUGUGAUGCCAUCAAAGAAGCUCAGGAUCUUGCCAAGGAGUUGGCAGAGCUGCGUAAAAAGUAUGAGCUUGACAUGCGUAGCACUAGCAAUGGUGCUACCAUUGACCCUCGUGUGUUAGCUCUGCAAAAGGAUGUAGGGGAGCUUGUUGGGCUUGACCGCACAAGGGAUGAACUUAUUAAAACACUUAUUUCCGAGGAUGGGAGUUCCAAGGAGCAAUUGAAGACAAUCUCUAUUGUUGGUGUUGGUGGACUGGGCAAGACAACCCUCACCAAAGCAGUUUUUGAGAAGAUCAAAUCCCAAUUUGAUUGUGCAGCUUUUGUCCCCGUUGGUCAGAACCCAGAUAUCAAGAAAGUUUUCAAGGACUUACUAUAUGGCCUUAACAAGGGAAAGUUCAAUGACAUUCAUAAUACAGCAAGGGAUGAGAAACUGCUCAUGGAGGAAAUCAGUGAAUUUCUUGUGGAUAAGAAGUACCUCGUCGUAAUUGAUGAUAUAUGGGAAGAAGAAAUAUGGAGAUUUAUAAAUUGUGCUUUGUGUAAAAACAAACUCCAUAGUCGGGUAAUCACAACAACUCGCAACGUGAGUGUGUCCAAAGCAAGUCUCUCUUCCAGUGAUGACAUGAUUCACAAAAUGAAACCUCUUUCUGAUGAAGACUCGCAAAUACUCUUCCAUAGAAGAAUAUUUCAAAGCAAGGAGAAAUGUCCAGAAGAUUUGCAGGCAGUAUCAAGAGAGAUAUUGAAGAAAUGUGGUGGUGUGCCAUUAGCCAUCAUUACAAUAGCUAGCCUUCUAGUCAGUAACCAAAGGAUAAAGCAGAAAGAAGAAUGGAUGCAUGUGCACAGUUCGAUGGGCCGUGGAGUUACAGAAGGUGGUAUUGUGAAGGACAUGAAGAGGAUAUUAUCACUCAGCUAUUAUGAUUUGCCGUCGCAUCUAAAGACUUGUUUGUUAUACCUAAGCAUCUUUCCUGAAGACUUUGAGAUUGAGAGAGAUUGGCUGAUAUGGAGGUGGCUUGCUGAAGGGUUUAUCCAUUGUGACAAAGAAGAAACCAGGCUGUUUGAGAUCGGAGAGAGCUACUUCAACGAGCUUAUGAACAGGAGCUUGAUCCAGCCAGCAGAAAUCAAUGAGGAAGGCACGGUAGUAACUUGCCGUAUACAUGAUAUGGUGCUUGACCUUAUAUGCUCACUGUCAAGUGAAGAGAAUUUUAUCUCCAUAUUGGAUAAUGAUAACUGGCAUGCACCUAAUAUGCAAAGGAAAUCUCGCAGGCUAUCACUUCAUAAUAUCAAGGCAAAGGUUCAGAACCAUCAGUUUGAUAGCACUAGCCUGUCAAAAGUGAGGACCUUUGCUGUUUUUUCUCCUGUUACUUGUGAUUGGUUGCCAUUUCUCUCAAGCUUUCAAUUUUUGCGUGUGCUGGAUCUUGGAAAUUGUGGCAGCCAUAAAAGUAGCUCUGGUAUCAGCCUCAAGUAUGUAGGGAAUUUAAUUCACCUAAGGUACCUUGGGCUAAGGAAUGCAGAUGUUGAUGAACUCCCAACGGACAUAGGCAAGUUACAGCUUUUGCAGACACUGGAUAUAACAAACACUAUUAUAAAAGAAUUACCUUCAAGUGUUGUACAGCUCAGAAAUUUGAUAUGUCUAUGUGUCAAUUAUAACGUGAGGCUGCCAAAAGGAAUGGGGAAGUUGAAGUCCCUCGAAGUACUGAAUGAAGUAGGCUUAUCCUCAUCUCCUCACAUUGUGAAAGAGCUGAGCCAUCUGACAGAGGUUAGGACACUCGAUGUUGACUGUUAUAACAUGGACGAGGAUCUGAUUGAUAUAUUAAUCAAGUCUCUAGGCAAGUUGCACAAAUUGCAAAAUCUGCGUAUUGAUUUUGGUGUCAGAUUGAUGGAUCGCAUAUUUGAAAGCUGGGUGCCCCCUCCAAACCUCCGUUGUUUUGAUUCACAUGGCCUCUUUUCUCCUGCGUGGUUCUCGCGACUUCCAAAGUGGGUUAAUUCAAGUUCGCUUCCCCACCUCUCCACCCUGAAUAUAGAAGUGGAAGAAUUGCAAGGGGAUGACAUUCAGAUCAUUGGGAUGCUGCCUGCUCUUCGGUUUCUGCGGCUGCUUGCAAGUCGCGUGAUGGGAAGGUUGGUUGUGAGGGCCGAUGCAUUCCCAUCUGCGAGAUGCUGCAUGUUGAGAGGGUUUCCGACGGCGCCGUGCCUUUUCCCACCUGGAGCUAUGCCAAGGGUUCAGCAGUUUGAGUUCGAGGUCUCUGCGUCGUCGAUCGCGAGUGGCGAGGUUGACUGCGGCAUGGGCCACCUCCCUUCUCUCGAGCAUGUUGAGGUUUGUCUGGAGCAUGAGAAUUCCAGCGAUGAAGAGAUGGAGACAGCCAAGGCUUGGCUGAGGCGCGCAGCAGAAGCCCAUCCAAAACGUCCCACCGUUGAAACAUCUAUGAUAUGGUAUUCUCAUCUGAGCAACCUGUGGAGGAACGUCGUACCCAUCCUGGGCGACGGCUACGUGUUAAUAUAGGCCAGGGCGCAACUCCUGGCAUAGCGUACAAUGAUGUUCAGAUUACAUUGUGACUUGGAGAGAAAGAGAUAAAGAGAUAAGAGGAGAUUACAACCAUAUGAUAACUAACUAGAGAUCCUAGUCUAUCUUGGCUUGGACUCCUCCACCGUUGCAACCUGAACAUGGGUAAUGGUGCGGUGCAAC
Molecule: messenger RNA, 3528 nt
Organism: Triticum aestivum (bread wheat)
Lineage: Eukaryota; Viridiplantae; Streptophyta; Magnoliopsida; Poales; Poaceae
Product: disease resistance protein RGA5
Exons: 6
Coding region: 490-3345 (951 amino acids)
Biological process (GO): defense response to other organism
Molecular function (GO): ADP binding
Source: RefSeq, a predicted model, not a curated record